This is a messenger RNA of Corvus hawaiiensis (hawaiian crow), 7041 nucleotides long. It is a transcript of the gene IARS1, whose product is annotated as isoleucyl-tRNA synthetase 1. Gene Ontology annotation, biological process: isoleucyl-tRNA aminoacylation. Bases 210 to 4067 code for a protein of 1285 amino acids. The transcript has 34 exons. The record is from RefSeq and is a predicted model, not a curated record. NCBI's taxonomy places the organism in Eukaryota, Metazoa, Chordata, Aves, Passeriformes, Corvidae. Gene Ontology annotation, molecular function: ATP binding; tRNA binding; aminoacyl-tRNA deacylase activity.
GAGAGAGCCGCGCGCUGAUUGGCUGUGGCGCCGCCGGUGUUUCCGGCCAUGCUGCGCAGGGCGCGAUUGCAUCAUGGCGGGACCGAGAUAAGAAGGCCAGUCUAAGUCUCAGACUGCUGUUGUACAAUCUUCAAACUUUCACAUCUUUCCUAAUGAAUGUUGUUAUCCUCUAGAAAAGUGAGUGUACUUAAUAAAAACUUGCUUAAGGAAUGGUUCAACAAGUUCCAGAAAACAUAAAUUUUCCAAAUGAGGAAGAGAAGAUACUGACGCUCUGGAAAAAUCUUAAUUGUUUCAAAGAAUGCCUGAAGCAAUCAAAGAACAGACCUAGGUUUAACUUCUAUGAUGGCCCCCCGUUUGCCACUGGGCUCCCCCACUAUGGCCAUAUUCUUGCAGGAACCAUCAAAGACAUAGUAACCAGAUUUGCUCAUCAGAGUGGUUUUCAUGUUGACAGAAGGUUUGGCUGGGAUUGCCACGGCUUACCUGUGGAAUAUGAGAUUGACAAGACUUUAGGCAUUAAAGGGCCAGAGGAUGUGGCAAAGAUGGGGAUUGAAGCUUACAACAAAGAGUGCAGAGGGAUUGUGAUGAGAUACGCCAAGGAGUGGGAGUUCAGUGUUACCAGAUUAGGACGCUGGAUUGACUUUGAAAAUGACUAUAAAACUCUUUACCCCGAGUUCAUGGAGUCUGUGUGGUGGGUUUUCAAGCAGCUCUAUGACAAAGGGCUGGUGUAUAGAGGAGUUAAGGUCAUGCCUUUUUCAACUGCGUGCAACACCCCCCUGUCCAACUUUGAGUCCCAUCAGAACUACAAGGAUGUUCAGGAUCCUUCAGUGACUGUGAGCUUCCCACUGGAAGAAGAUCCCAGUGUGUCUCUUGUCGCCUGGACCACGACUCCCUGGACCUUGCCCAGCAAUCUGGCCCUUUGUGUUAACCCAGAAUUGCAGUAUGUAAAACUGAGAGAUAAGGCCACAGAGAAGAUUUACAUUUUGAUGGAGUCCAGGCUGGUGGCACUGUACAAAUCUGACAGUGAAUAUGAAAUACUUGACAGGUUUCCUGGCAUUGCUCUUAAAGGCAAGAAAUACAAACCACUCUUUGAAUAUUUUAUUCAGUGCAAAGAAAAAGGUGCCUUUACUGUGGUAGUGGAUGGUUAUGUGAAGGAGGAGGAAGGCACAGGAGUUGUCCAUCAGGCUCCCUACUUUGGUGCUGAUGAUUACAGGGUCUGCAUGGAUUUUAAUAUCAUUCAGAAGGACUCUGUGCCUGUGUGUCCUGUUGAUGCAUCAGGCUGCUUCACAGCAGAAGUGGCUGACUUUGCUGGGCAGUAUGUGAAGGAUGCAGAUAAGCACAUCAUCAGAUGCCUGAAGGAGAAGGGCCGGCUGAUCCACAGUGCAACCUUCCAGCACAGCUACCCCUUCUGCUGGAGGUCAGAUACUCCGCUGAUCUACAAAGCUGUGCCGAGCUGGUUUGUCAGGGUGGAGCACAUGGUGGAGAAGCUGCUGGAAAAUAAUGCCCAGUGCUACUGGGUUCCAGAUUUUGUGAGGGAGAAGCGCUUUGGGAACUGGCUGAAGGAUGCCCGGGACUGGGCCAUCUCUCGGAACCGCUACUGGGGGACCCCCAUCCCUCUGUGGGUCAGCGAGGAUUUGGAAGAGGUGGUUUGUGUUGGUUCAGUGGCAGAACUGGAAGAGCUGUGUGGAGUGAAAGUCACAGAUCUCCAUCGAGAAAGCGUUGACCAGCUGAGCAUCCCGUCGCGCUGUGGGAAGGGCUCCCUGCGCCGCGUGCCCGAGGUGUUUGACUGCUGGUUUGAGAGUGGCAGCAUGCCCUAUGCCCAGGUGCACUACCCCUUUGAGAACAAGAGGGAGCUCGAGGAUGCUUUCCCUGCUGACUUCAUCGCUGAGGGCAUCGACCAGACACGAGGAUGGUUCUACACUUUGCUGGUGCUGUCCACUGCUCUUUUUGGGAGGCCUGCUUUCAAGAAUGUCAUUGUGAAUGGCCUCGUCCUUGCCAGUGAUGGCCAAAAAAUGAGCAAAAGGAAGAAGAAUUACCCUGAUCCGACGCACAUUAUAAACAGUUACGGAGCUGAUGCACUCAGGUUGUACCUGAUCAAUUCUCCCGUGGUAAGAGCAGAAAACCUGAGGUUUAAGGAGGAGGGAGUGAGGGAUAUCCUGAAGGAUGUGUUCCUGCCCUGGUACAAUGCCUAUCGCUUCCUGGUGCAGAAUGUGCAGAUCCUGCAGCACAAGGAUGAAGGAAGAGAAUUCCUUUACAAUGAGAACACAGUUAAGGAGAGCAAUAACAUAAUGGAUAAAUGGAUUCUUUCUUUCACCCAAUCCCUCAUCCAGUUCUUCAAAGCUGAAAUGGCAGCUUACAGGCUGUACAUGGUGGUGCCUCGGCUGGUGAAGUUUGUGGAUGUUCUGACCAACUGGUACAUCAGAAUGAACCGCAGGAGGCUCAAGGGUGAGAAUGGGACUGAGGACUGCAUUAUGGCCUUGGAAACUUUGUUUAGUGUCUUGUUCUCCAUGUGCAGACUCAUGGCACCAUAUACUCCAUUUAUCACUGAGCUGAUGUACCAGAAUCUGAAAACACUCAUUGAUCCGGCUUCGGUCCAGGAAAAGAACACUGAGAGCAUCCACUACCUCAUGCUCCCCCAAGUCAGGGAGGAUCUCAUCGACAAAAAAAUCGAAAGUGCCGUUUCUUGUUUGCAGUCUGUGAUUGAGCUGGGACGAGUGAUCAGAGACAGAAAAACCAUCCCAGUCAAGUAUCCUUUGAAAGAAGUAGUAAUUAUCCACCAGGAUCCAGAGGCUCUGGAAAGCAUCAGGUCUUUAGAGAAGUACGUGCUCGAGGAGCUGAACGUGCGGGCGGUGACACUGUCUGCGGACAAGGGCAAGUACGGCGUGCGGCUGCGGGCCGAGCCCGAGCACACCGUGCUGGGCCGCCGCCUCAAGGGGGCCUUCAAGCCCGUCAUGGCUGCCAUCAAAGAGCUGAGCAGCGAGCAGCUGGAGAGAUUCCAGGAGACAGGCACCAUUGUUGUGGAAGGACACGAACUCCAUGGGGAAGAUCUCCGCCUCAUGUAUCAGAUGACAGAGGGAUCUGCCCAGUUUGAGGCACACUCCGAUGCUCAGGUUUUGGUCCUGCUGGAUGUGACCCCAGACCAGUCCAUGGUGGAUGAGGGAGUUGCCCGGGAAGUGAUCAAUCGCAUCCAGAAGCUGCGCAAGAAGAGGAACCUGGUCCCCACAGAUGAGAUCACUGUGUACUACAGGGCCCUGCCCGAGGGGGAGUACCUGGACACCAUCAUCCAGGAACACGCCGAGUUUAUUUUUGCCACAAUAAAGGCAGACCUGAAGCCUUACCCGGUGCCUACCUCAAAGGAAAUUCUCAUCCAGGAAACAACCCAACUGAAGGGAUCAGAGCUGGAAAUCACACUGGUCAGAGGGGGGGUGUGUCAGUCUGUUGGCCCAGCCUGUGCCUACGUCAACCUCAAAGUUUGUGUCAAUGGGACAGAGCAAGAUGGUGUGUUGCUGCUGGAAAAUCCAAAAGGAGAUAAUACCUUGAACUUCACUGGACUUGUAGAUGCUGUCUCCUGCAUUUUUGGUCUUAAAAAUUCCAAACUGACAGUUUUUAAUGGAAACACAGAGCUGAUAAACCAGACUGACCUGCUGGGCCUCAGUGGGAAGACUCUGCACGUGACAGCAGGGUCAGCCCCUGCCCUGCCCAGCUCCCCCAGUGCCCUGCUCUGCCAGUACAUCAACUUGCAGCUGAUCAAUGCAAAGCCACAAGAAUGCCAGAAAGGAACAGUGGGAACUCUCCUAAUGGAAAACCCCGUUGGUCAGAAUGGAUUAACCUACAAAGGUCUCCUGCAUGAGACAGCAAAAGUUUUUGGGCUCAGAAGCAGGCGGCUAAAGUUGUUCCUGGAUGAAGCACUAACUCAUGGUAAGCACAAACCUUUGGUUUGCUCAUCUGAGGAUCCUUGGAAUUUGUUGUUGAGGAGCAGCUCAUGUAACCUGAGAUCCAGUUUAAUUACUAAAUCCACACUAUUCACACAGUGGUUUGUAAUUUUGCCCAGUAAUUCAAUAUUAGCAUAAUAAAAUCCUUUAAGCAAACAUACAGAUUUAGAAGUUCAAAGCUGUAAUGCAUUCCCUUCAUGAAAUGGCCAAGCCAAGUUGUGUAAAAGCUUUUUCCUUCUGCAGUAAAGGUCAGUCAGCAGUGAGAGUGGCAGUGCCCUGCUGAGUGACCAAGCAGUGAAUCUCCUCCUGGAAGUGAGUCUACAGUAGGAAUAUUUUAAGAAUCUGUUCGAACUUGUAACAUUCAUAUUGUUGCAUUAUCUUGGACAGUUGGAGUGGGUGGAAAAGAGUGUUGGAUCUCUGUUAGAGCAGUGUGGGUAGGUUGGAGUCAGUAGGGCACAGCCAUCGGGAUAUCUGGGAAGCAGGAAGCUUCAGCACACACUCACAGGUCUGAAAUGCUAAAGAAUCCCCCAAAACCACAGACAGGUGGGAAACAAAGAUCUCUGAUUCAUGGGGAAUGUGUGACUAAACUGUAGCCACUUGUGAUGAUGAAAAAUUUGACCAGAGUGAUUUGGGACUUCAUUUGACAGAGAGAAUGGAUUGGAAACUACAUGGUAAAAACCCCAAGAACUCAAAACAGUGAUUCCUGUAUUCAGGAGAAUUCAGCUCUUGGAAUGAAAUGAUGCCAGGGGUUCUGUCUGCAGUGUCACAGUGAUGUGGUUUACAAGCUGUUUGGGAGGGAUCCAUGCCAUUUAUGGGCUUAUCACGCGUUAUCUAUCCAGAAGUUGGACAUCCUGCUCAAACUGGCCAUCUUAGGGUGGGCUGAGCUUCCUCAGGAGGUGCUGUCAGUGGGGAGGCAGCUCUAGUCCAGCUGCUGAGAACUGGGGUCACUCAGCUGUCCACGAGGAUUCAGGUGGGAUAGACUCGAAUCAGAGCAAGGGGGGGGGGGGGGGGGGGGUGUGGUUUGUUGUGGAUUUUUGGCUGUUUGGGAUUUUUUUUUUUUUUUUUAAUUUUUACUUCAUAUGACCUGGAACAUGUUUAUCCAAAAGCCAUUUUUGUAGCUCAAAUGGAUCUCAGAUGUUGAUGAAACUUUCUAGUGGUAGUGUGAGCGAAUGCCAAAAAUAAUGUGCUGAGUGGUGUUAACAGAGAACUGGAGCCUGGAGUGUUUCAGCACACGGGGUGUGCUGAAGAAGAUGAACCACACUUGGUCUGCAUAAACCCAGAGGUAUUUGUGUGCAGCCUUGCUGCCUGGGGAUUCAGGGAUUCAGGCACUCAGGAACAAGGGAUGUUAGGCACAGCUCCUCUUUGGUUCCUGUCACUGUUACAGCACGGCAUGAUUCUGUUCAGACACUGAAAAAACCACUGUAGGGAACAGCAGAGCUUUGAAAGAGGCAAGGAGCUGACAGGACAGGAAAAUGUACAGGCAAAACAGCCUUUAAGGCUCAGUUGAAGUGAGGAUUUUUAGAAUGCCUUCACCUGAAAGGGAAGGGUUAAAUCACUGUAACAUUUGUAGUAUGGAUUCUCCAGAGCUGUUUAAACUUUCAUUAAGGUGUGUAAAGUGACAGUUCACAGUGAUGUGAAAGAUGAGAUUUGAUAACGCUUCCAAGGCCAAAACAACUGAUUUGGUCUCUUUUAGAUUCAGAACACAGAGAGCUUGGUCCCAGAGGUUUAUUUGUGCAGCUAAUGCCUUGUAGCCACACUUCUGCUAUCUCAGAUUUAAUUAUUAGCAUUCACCUCCCUGAAUAACACUUUUAAAGUUUAAACACCGAUGUCAUUGUACUUUAUCUUCACAUCUCUUUGUAUGAUAAAUAAGUGCUGCAUACAAAACACUUUGAUGCCUCUAGAAAACAUUAGGUCAGUUAAUGUUUAUCUAUAUUGUUGCAGCUUUGUAAUCCCCCAUUUAAGUCCUGAUCAAUCUGUUCAAGGUCUUACCUUCAAAACAACAAAGCUCAGUCUCUUGAGUAGUUUUUUUGUGGUUUAUUGUAAAAAUAAAAAUGUAUUUGCUGUUAACUGUUUGAAACGUUUGAUGAAAAUAACCCAUGAAUUGGAAGGUUGGUGCCUGUUCUAUAAAAAGGAAAAACAAUCACUUGGUGGAAAAUGAGUUAUUGGUUUUGAAAAGGUUAUUUUUAUAAAUGAUGUUGGUGCAGGCAGUUGGGCAUCUGCUGUCUAUUGCACAGAGACUGGCCAGCUUUUCAGAAACAAAUGUGGUUUUCACUCCCUGUUUGUAAUGUUGGAAAACAUGCCAUAAAUAAAUGUCCAAGUGGUGAGUGUUGCUUAUUCAUGAGCUGGAGAGAUGAGUUCCAGGUACCUGAUAGAUCCAUGAUGGGGACACUUCACGUGCUCCCUGCAAAGCCUUUCUGUGGAGCACAGAAAGGAAGGUGUCCCUACAGUUUGCUGAAAAAUCAAAUUUCCAGUUUUUAAAACUAAUUGUUGUGAUAGAUACUGUUGAAAAUAGUAGGUUUGUGUAAGUUCCUAGUUUUUCAGGAUCUUAAAAAUAAACAUUUAAUAAGAGACUUGGAGACCAAGUUCAGUUUGUUUGGCUGCUUCUGCAGACCAAACUUUUUUACAUCCUGAUGGAACAUGUUCCUGGGAAGGAAGGUUAGUGAGGGAAUAAAGCCCUAAUUGCUGAAUUGGAUUAUAGCUCCACUCUUCUAGCUCUAUGCUUGGAUAUUCAGCUGCUUAAAGAGGACUAUUACAAUGGAAGAGAACUCCUGAAAAACAGUGCCAUUUUGAUCCAUGAGGGCUUCUCAGUUCUCUAAUUAACAGAUGGCUUGAAACAUCAGUGCAGACUCGGUGUGUUUAUUCUAAAAAGGAAAUAUUUUUCAAAGCAAGAUGGGGCAGGAGACUGCAAAAAGGUUCCUCCUGAAAAUCCCCAGCCAGUCUGGGUGUUACUAAUGUGUCCUUUGUGCUAAUACUGGUGCCAGAUCUUUGUAUUAUCUUGUAUUUGCUUGGGUUGUCUGCAGGGGUUCUGGGGUGUUGUGGCACUGUGACCCCAAUCCUUGUUAAUCUGGUUUCACCAGUGUUCCUGUGGUUACACCUGCCAAGUUUCUUAUCA